AGGGUAAAUUAAAUUAAGAAGGGUGCUGCUGCUUGAGAGCUUCGAGUCUUCGACCAUGAAAAGGUUCUUCCAGCCAAUCCAGAAAGAUGGCUCCUCCAAGAAACCCACUCUCUCUGUUCAAUCCAACGACGGCGAUGGCGAAGGCGAAACCAGGGAGCAGAAGAACCUGAAAGAGCCAUUGAGGUUCUUGACAUGGAACGCCAACAGCUUUCUUCUUCGAGUUAAAAACAACUGGCCGGAGUUCACCAAGUUCGUGGAGAGUCUUGAUCCCGACAUUAUUUCCAUACAGGAAGUAAGGAUGCCCGCAGCUGGUUCAAAGGGUGCACCUAAAAACCAAGGAGAACUGAAAGACGAUACAAGCUCUUCACGGGAGGAAAAGCAGAUUUUGAUGCGUGCAAUCUCAAAUCCACCAUUUAGAAAUUAUAAUGUGUGGUGGUCUCUGUCAGAUUCAAAGUAUGCAGGGACUGGAUUGUUCAUAAAGAAGUGUUUCCAGCCAAAAAAGAUCUGUUUCUCUCUCGAUCAAACAGCUUUGAAGCAUGAACCAGAUGGCCGAGUUAUUUUGGCUGAAUUUGAAUCAUUCCGUUUGUUGAAUACAUAUUCACCAAACAAUGGUUGGAAAGAGGAGGAAAACUCAUUUCAAAGGAGAAGAAAAUGGGAUAAAAGGAUUAUGGAAUUUGUUUUGCAAAAUUCAGAUAAGCCCCUUAUUUGGUGUGGUGAUCUUAAUGUAAGUCAUGAAGAUAUUGAUGUCAGUCAUCCAGAAUUCUUCAGUUCAGCGAAGCUCAAUGGUUACAUACCACCAAACAAGGAGGACACUGGACAACCUGGAUUUACCUUGGCAGAGAGGAAGCGUUUUGGUGCCAUUUUAAGAGAGGGAAAGUUAGUUGAUGCUUAUCGAUUCCUACACAAGGAGAAAGACAUGGAGCAGGGCUUCUCGUGGUCAGGGAAUCCUGUGGGAAAGUAUAGGGGGAAACGGAUGAGAAUAGACUAUUUCGUAGUCUCAGAGAAACUCAAAGAUAGGAUCGUUUCUUGUGAGAUGCACGGUCAUGGAAUUGAAUUACAAGGUUUCUAUGGGAGUGACCAUUGCCCGCUAUCUCUGGAGCUUUCACCAUCAAGCCCUGAUUCCAAGCCAAACCCAAGUCCCCAUGUACCAUCUGAAGAUUAGAUGCUCUUUUGGUAAGCUGCCGUGUUCGUGUAUCUUGCAAUGUGGAAUUGGAUGGGUGGAUUAGUAGGGAAUCGUAUUUGAUUAGUUUAGUUUCCUGGAUGAGAGCUGUGUUAAUGUGAUGUAGUUUGCUAGGGAUAUAUACCCAUCAACUAAUUAAGUAAAUUUUACUUCUUGGAGCAUGGUUGCUGCCAUUUAAUUAAGUAAAUUGACUGCUUGAGCUUUA
Molecule: messenger RNA, 1385 nt
Organism: Diospyros lotus (date-plum)
Lineage: Eukaryota; Viridiplantae; Streptophyta; Magnoliopsida; Ericales; Ebenaceae
Product: DNA-(apurinic or apyrimidinic site) endonuclease
Exons: 9
Coding region: 56-1162 (368 amino acids)
Biological process (GO): base-excision repair
Cellular component (GO): nucleus
Molecular function (GO): DNA-(apurinic or apyrimidinic site) endonuclease activity; phosphoric diester hydrolase activity; double-stranded DNA 3'-5' DNA exonuclease activity
Source: RefSeq, a predicted model, not a curated record